AUGGCAUCAGAGCUGGCAAUGAGCAACUCCGACCUGCCCACCAGUCCCCUGGCCAUGGAAUAUGUUAAUGACUUCGAUCUGAUGAAGUUUGAAGUGAAAAAGGAGCCGGUGGAGCCCGAUCGCAGCAUCAACCAGUGCAGCCGCCUGGUCGCCGGGGGAUCCCUGUCUUCUACCCCGAUGAGCACGCCUUGCAGCUCGGUUCCCCCCUCUCCAAGCUUCUCGGCGCCCAGUCCGGGAUCAGGGAGCGAACAGAAGGCGCACUUGGAGGAUUUCUACUGGAUGACCGGGUACCAACAGCAGUUGAACCCCGAAGCUCUGGGCUUUAGCCCGGAGGACGCCGUAGAGGCGCUGAUCAGCAGCAGUCACCAGCUCCAGACCUUCGAUGGCUAUACCAGAGGGCAGCAGUUCGGCGCCGCGGCCGGGGCAGGAGGCGCCAUGGCCGGGGAGGAGAUGGGAUCAGCGGCCGCCGUGGUGUCCGCGGUCAUCGCGGCAGCCGCGGCUCAGAACGGCGCUCCCCACCACCACCACCAUCACCACCACCACCACCACACAGGGGCACACCAUCCCUCCUCCGGGUCCCAGUCCGGCGGCGGUCCGGUGGGGAGCCACCAGCACAUGCGCCUGGAGGAGCGCUUCUCGGACGAGCAGCUGGUGACCAUGUCGGUGCGGGAACUGAACCGGCAGCUGCGGGGGGUCAGCAAGGAGGAGGUGAUCCGGCUCAAACAGAAGAGGAGGACGCUAAAGAACAGAGGCUAUGCCCAGUCCUGUCGGUACAAGCGCGUCCAGCAGCGGCACGUCCUGGAGGGGGAGAAGACGCAACUCAUGCAGCAGGUGGACCACCUCAAGCAGGAGAUCUCCCGGCUGGCCAGGGAGAGGGACGCCUACAAGGAAAAAUACGAGAAGCUCAUCAGCACCGGCUUCAGAGAAAACGGAGGAUCCAGCAGCGACAACAACCCCUCGUCUCCGGAGUUUUUCAUGUGA
Molecule: messenger RNA, 981 nt
Organism: Menidia menidia (Atlantic silverside)
Lineage: Eukaryota; Metazoa; Chordata; Actinopteri; Atheriniformes; Atherinopsidae
Source: the annotation of a GenBank genome assembly